CCCUGUAGAGCUCCAACAGGCAGGGAGCAGUGGAGAGCUCACACAAGACUAUGUUGUUGCUGAGUGUAUGACCAAGUUCAUCCCUGUCCAGGACAAUUUCGACUUUCAGAGGUUCUCCGGUUCAUGGCACACAAUUGCCAAGACACAGCACAUCUGGGGGAAUCAGUCGUGGGCGUCGGAGCUGCGGGACUUCCAUGUCAGCCCAGAUGGCCGCCUUAUGUGUUACUACAGGGGAUACACAAAGAUGUUCAUGGCUGCCGCCCCACAGAGUUCAUACAACUGACGGACACGUCGACACCCGGACACUUCACCUACGUUUUCCGGAAUAUGGAAGCGACUUUGAAGGUCAUCUACACAGACUACACUAAUGCAGUGGUUUACUGGUGCCUGGGAACGAAACCUGAUGGCACCUGUGAGGACAACAAGAUACAGGUGGAGAUAAUAUCGAAAAACUUGCGAGUUGAUCGUGAAACUCGGACACAGAUGGAAACCUACAUCCGACAUGGAUGCGUCCGCCUUCAUGACAUGCAGGACAGUGACCUUGACCUGUGUCAGAUCCCAAGCUCCAUCAGUCAAGCUGCCUUGGCUGGCAGAAUCUCGGCAGACUACAUCAAGGUGCAGUGCAUGGACGAGUUCAUCAACGCCCAGCGGAACUUUGACAUGAAUAGGUUCAGCGGAGACUGGUACACAGUUGCCACGACCCGCUUCAUCUGGGGUGGCAGCACCUGGGACAACUUCCGCAGGCGGAUACAGAUCCUGGAUGACGGCUCCAACGUCAUGGCCUACACCGGAUACAGGACUUAUGGGGCAUCGUGUGCACGAGCUACUUCAGUGGAGCUAACGCAACGUGGUCAACCUGGACAUUUUGUCUUCUUCGAUGGAGAGAAAGAAGUGACAAUGCGGGUCGUGUACACAGACUAUGAGGUAGCGGUUCUGUACACGUGCUAUGGCAUCGGGGCUGACGGCAUAUGUCUGCGCAACAAGCUGAUUGUGGAGGUGUUGUCUCGGGAGAAGGGGAUCGAGGACGCCACCCUGACCAGCAUGUACUUCUACGUCUCCAACCUUUGCGUGGAGAUCGACGACCUGGCCGUUUCCAACUAUGAUCUGUGCGAGGCCCCGGAGGUUGACGAAGACUCGAUCCAGCGGAAGGUCUGCACCUUCGACGACAUCCCUCUCACUCGGCACUUCGUCUUCCUGCAGAUGGUAGGCCUGUGGUACGAGGUGGCGCGGACUCGCUUCACCUUCAAUAAGAUGGAAUCCAGUGUGUUGUUCUACAGGUAUCAAAAUGGUCACCUUGACGGCCUCUACACCGGCAGCAUGAAGGGCUUCUGCCAGGACCCUCUGUCCAGUCUGACUAAACUCCACUCAAGGAAUGAGCCUGAUGCUUAUCUUCUCGGACGCCUCGGUGGGAAAGACAGUGUCUACCCCUGGUUCAGCUUCAAGAUCAUCCACUUCGAUGGCCAGUACCUCAUGUACUACGCCUGCUACACCACCAGCGACGACGGGACGUGUCCACGAGACAAGAUGGAGGUCACACUUCUCGGGCGUGAACAGGGUCUCAGUGAUGAGAUCAAAUCUAAGAUCCCGGAUCUCAUGAGAGGCGUAUGUCUCAAGCCAGCCGACCUUGUCACAUCCAAGGCUAGUGUGGACUGCACCAGCUACCUGUUUCCCGACUCCCACAAAUCCCCAGCAGGCUGAUGACGUAAACAAGAAGUGCUCUCUCUUGGCGGAGAUGGCCGUUGCUGAGGAUAUUGAAGACAGAACUUUGGUGGGGAAGUGGCACAGUGCUGUUGACAUUGGCUUCGGCAUGGGAGGAAAGUCCC
Messenger RNA from Haliotis rubra (blacklip abalone), 1823 nucleotides. RefSeq lists its product as uncharacterized. The transcript has 17 exons. The record is from RefSeq and is a predicted model, not a curated record. Bases 124 to 1698 code for a protein of 524 amino acids. Gene Ontology annotation, molecular function: retinol transmembrane transporter activity; retinoid binding. Lineage: Eukaryota; Metazoa; Mollusca; Gastropoda; Lepetellida; Haliotidae.